GCUACCAAAGCACCCCCGCCCCCCCGAGACGAUCCAGGGCAUCGUACACAUUCACCCGUUCCUCAUCGUGAUCCUCGCCAUGCUGACUCAAAGAAGCCCUUACGCGAAGCCUAUGAGUCUGAGUACGAGUACUACUCUUCUUCCGAGGAACGGGAGAAGCCAAAGCAACCUGCGGAGUGGUUUGAUGCCAACUCCCCAAACGGCACGCCUUUCCAAUACGAUCGCCAUGGUAACACCCGCUUGCCUCCCAAAUCCUCGUCGCUGCCCGAUUGGAUUCCUUGCCAAUUUGGUGAAAGAACCUUCUGGAAGCAUCGCGAUUCCCACGAGAUUACUUGGUCCAACCCGGUCACUCCCAUAACUACCCGCCCAAAGGCAUGCCCCACGGCUCCACGUGCUACACCUUCGACUCCGUGUUCUACACCUUCGAGGCCGAUAGAAAAAGACGACGAGCGUGCAAACUUGCUAAGCCAGUUGCACGCCUUGGAAGCCAAGACCACUCAGAUCAAGAAUAAGUUGCAGGGCUCCUGUUCUCCACCGCCACCUCCUAUGUCAUCACCAACGACGGACAUGAAGACCGACAACGCUUCGAUCUCUUCAGGCCCCAUUCUUAAGCUCUCCAUGCGGAUUAUUGCGGGUGAAGAGGAUAUCAAGCAUGCGCAGGAGAAUUUCAAGUCCCUGCUCAUCAAGAAGCAAGUUUCCCAACACCCAAAUGCUAAUUGCAAAGGCGUGUUUGCCAGGGCAUGGCAAUCCGAAAUUGCCGUGUUGAACCAGUUAGAGGCCAUGGGGAUUCGCGUUAUUGAGGCCGAGGAUGUGAACUUGGAUAGAAUUCCUCCUUGCGUUGAGGUUGGUCGUGGUAAUCCCGCCGUUCCUAGCUUCAAGGUUUGGUUCUCGUUGACGCCACCAGAGUCCCUUACCUUCAACUACACGGUCAGUGCCAAAAAGCUAGAAAUCAACGGCGCCAAGAGCAUGAUCCUCAAACACAUUGACUUGCUCCUCCAGUUCUUGGGUAACAUUGCGGAUAUCCAGUCCCAGCGUGCCGUUGUCCUCGUCGGAGAUAGUAAUAUUCAUCUUACUUGCAUUGUGGAUCAUAGUGCAUCCUGCCGUUGCCUUCACUGCCGGCAACCACGUGAAGAUGCAGCGAUAGAGCGCACUUUUCGGCAUUGUGGAUUCGAUUGCCUUAACCCCAUAAAUACGCCAACGCAUUGCAGUGAGACCUCCAUCGACCUGGUGCUUACCACCGAUUCUGAGUGCAUACGAUCCAUCAAAGUUUUCCCUGUGGGCCAAUUCCUCAAUUCUGACCAUAGCUUAGUUUUGGGUGAUCUAGCUAUUUCCGUACAUGCAUCGCCACAACUUCGCAUCGGUCGUGUGGGUUGGCUCCCGGAUGAGAAGUGGCACGACGUUAUGCAGGUCAUUGACAGCUGCAUGGUUCUUGCCGCUGAGCUUGUGGAAGCUGCCUCCAGUGACCCUUCCCUUGCCUGCUCCCCUCCUUCUUGUAGUUUGAAGCAACGAAGAUCCUGCCUGGAUGCUUUUGAUUGGCUUAGGGUUUUUGCUUUCGUUACUGCUGGGCACUUGGGUGGUAUCGUUAAAGCCAGCUUACCGGCCGCUUCUUCCAGGGACUGCUCCUCUGAUACAGCUUCCAUCCGUGCGAAGCAACAAGGCAAUUGGGCCAAGUAUGUGCAUUUACGUGACAGCAAUCCAAGUGAAGCCGCCAAAUUCCUGGCUAAGCUUUUGCGACCAAAUAUCGCAACACAAAUCCGAUUGAAGAAUGAAUCCACUGGCAAGCUCCUGUCUACAAGUGAGGCACUGACUGCAAUCCUUGAUGAUAUCACUUCCCGUCCGUUAGCCACGAAGGUACUCGUCACCGAUAAUACGUCGUCAUCCCAGCAGGUCUCUGCAAUUCGCGCUUCAGGCGCUACUGUGGAUCCCCUCACCGAGGCCGAACUUAUCGAUGACUGGUGCCCUUUCACGAUGGACGAGAUUGACCUUUGCAUUCACAACCUCGACCCAAGCAAAUACGCAUUCCGGGGUUGCUAUGCAUCCCUGCAGCACGCAGGCACGGGCACUCGCAGAUUUAUUCGUGCACUUCUCAACCUUGCGAUGCAACUCCAGAUCUGUGGGACUGAAAUGGCUGCCCUCUGUGAUGCCUUACUUGACCAUGCAAUUUCAGCACCUUUCACUGUCGUGGACGGCGUCGCACAGGGCAAGAAGGCUUCUGUCCACAAGUUUAACACUGCCGCUACGUUCAUCAAAGACUGCAUCUCAAGACAUCCUGGGCGCUGCAAUUCCCACAGGGACGUGGCAACAUCGUGUACUGCAGCACGCAGAGUACAUCAAGCCCGCUUUGCACGGUCAUCAUGA
Molecule: messenger RNA, 2358 nt
Organism: Symbiodinium sp. CCMP2592
Lineage: Eukaryota; Dinophyceae; Suessiales; Symbiodiniaceae
Source: the annotation of a GenBank genome assembly